UGUUUCCAACAGCAGUGAAAGCAGCAUUAUCAUUGGCUGCAUUACCAUUGGCUGCGUGAGUUGUGUUUGGCCCGGCAAGGACAUACAGGGCUGGAAUGACAUUUGUGUGAGUUAGCUAAGUAAUGCUAACUAGCUUGUUACUAGCCUUAACCUACCCGUCAUUGCCGUACAAAACGUCUCCUGGAGGAGCAUUGCAUCUAGCAGGACUUCAGCGGGUUUUCGUCUGUAAAAGGUUUGUGGAGGUGGAAAACCUGCUGCUGUAGUUGGGAGUCGUCCACAGUCAUAAGGUCCUAAGAACACGGUGUGUGUGUCUUUGCGGCGUCCUGUGUGUUGCGGGUGAUGCCUAGCUUGUGACUGGGGUUGCCUCGGCCCCUGUGGUGAAUGGCUGUGAGCAGAGGGGGCAUCGCCUUCUGGGUGGGUUGUGUCCGCAGCCAUGGCAGAAGGCAACCCAUCACAAAACAGAGCUGGACUCUCAGCCAGGCCUUCGACUGGUUGUGGAUCCGUCAGACACGGCCCCUGACCAGUGCAUCAUGGGCCCUGGCGCCGCCCAACAGCCUGAGAUAUCAGAACAAUAAGCAGCCGGUGCUGUCCCACCCGUUCCACAAUGCCAGCCAGCCUCAGAGAGGGGGUUACUACGAAGAGGACUGGGAGGAGGCUCUCAGUGUGUGUGUGCUUGUGCGACCGGGCGAGUCGGACGGCCUCCACACCCUGCUGGAGAUCCCUCUGUUUGGUCACAAUAAACUAGGAGAGCUCCUCGCUCUGGGGGCUCACAAGUCCUCUGAGUUCUCCUUUUCCCUAACCACGGUGGAUGGCAGCAGGGAGGAUGACAUCAGCAUGGACAGCUUCAGGAGAAACGGUGUUGAUGCUGUAGAGAGAGAACAUGGCUGUUUCAGAAGCCUGUUUGAAGCGGAGAAGUGUCCUGCACCGUUCAUGUACGGCUCUCAGUUUUAUUGUUUUCAUUGCCCGGGCACAGAGCCGGUACCUGGCAGUGGGCUGAAAUCGAACCAGGAUAUUGGACUUGACAACAAGCCUGUGGAGCUGCCUCUUCUGCAUCCUACCACUCUGUGUAGCCUUACAGGGGGGGGGCACACUGAAGGAGACAGUGAAGGAGAGGAGAAACUGGCCACGAUGUAUGAAAGACUGAGGAUAGAGCUUCCCAGUUUCUUUAUAAAGAACCACGAUUACACCAUGUACUCGAGCGAUAUGGAAUUCAUCAAUGGCCUCUUGAAUACCAAGACCAGAGGCCGUGUGCUGUACCAGCUCACCCUCUCCCUGUGGCGCCUGCUGUGUCUUUGUUACUACGCCGAGGCUCGGCUGGAGGUGCUGAAGCUCACCAAGCACAUGGAGGACGGGACCAUCAAGGCUCGCUGGAGGAUCAGAGGCCUUCCCGUCCACUCUCUGCUGCUGCGCUUCUAUCGCAAAGACAAGACUCACCUUUACAGGUCAUAUGAUGCAUUCUCUACUUUUUACAUCGGGCAAGAUGGACUCAUUCAUUGUCAUAAAGUUGAAAAGGUGAUGCCCGCUCAGCCCCCUGUCCUUCCCGGAGUAACCUCCCUCCUGGCGGGGGCUCUGGUGGCUCUGGGGGUGCAGGAGCAUCGACCUGCUCUCAACCUGCUGCCCCUCCUCCUGUCCUCGCUUCGACAGAGCAGAAACUGACCCCAGGAUGACCAUUAGAGGAAUAACGGCCGGUGGAAUCAACAGAGUGUGACUCUGAAAAGCUUUGUUCAUUUUCAACAUAGGAACAUUAACAUGGAAGGUUCGUUUUUUUAAUUCUAAAGUCUCGUGUAGUUGCUUCUGAAUUAAAACACAAAGUCAAGACCUUCCACUGCUUUUCCUUUAUCUAAAUGUAGUUUUAGCUGUUGUUGGUUAACUUGAACACAGGCUCCCGGUGUCACAGGGCUGUCGUCUCUGCCAGUCAGGUGUAAUUUUUCCAACUUUCCCACACAAAUGAAAAAAAUCUGAACAUGAGACAAAAUCAUUUCUAAAUAGAAUGUGAAACUCAGUUUUUCUGUUUUUAAGCUGAAUAUUAAACUGAUCAACUCUGCAGAUCAGAACACUGUGAUCAGACUCCACGUGAGGGAACAUGAGUAACUUUGUAGCGCAGCGCUAACCUCUGCCGUAGCAUCACACAUCUCACGUGCUGCAGCCAUGUGCAGCUGCCAGUGAAGUCACUUCACUCUUCCUCCUCUAUAAGGAGUAGUUCAACAUUUUGGCAAAUAAGAUGAGAAGGUGGAUGUCGAUUCUAUAUCUGUGUGUUCAAGGGAAAUGACCGUACUUUUCAACCUGGGUCCUAUUGUCAUAACGGUGUCUACUCUUAUGCUAACUUUACCCUGGUUGUAGAGAGUCAGGACAUAAAUCUACAAAGCUUCAAACUUCAGCUCAAGAUAAAUAGAUAACACUGAUUUCCCAAUUUGAUAUGAUUUGAUUCGAUAUGAAUAUGAACAACAGCAGUUCUGCUUGGAUAUGAAUGCUGUAAAUUGUUCCUUUAACCUGGUGCAUUAUUAGAAAUAUUAAUGUUUACAUUAAGAAUGAACACAAAGCAGUUACAUUAAUGCAGUUUAGACACACCUCAAGAAAUGUAAGUAAUGUGUGUUGCUAACGCAGUGCAACAGCAACAUAGUGUAUGAACAAUUACACAUGGCGGCUUCUAUCGGCUUCUUUUUGCACAUCUUGCAUAAGGCCAGGAACACACUGGCUGCGUGGCGGCUGCAGGACAUCUUGGCGCUCACGUUAACGGGUUAGUGUUUGUGUGCACAAUAAACUAACGAGCUACAACAUGCUAAUCAUUCUUAGAGAUGUUUGCUGUGUUUUGAACUGUGAACAGAUCCAGGCUAGGUCUGUCCCCUGCUGCUAGUCUUUACGCUAAGCUAGGCUAACCGCGUCCUGGCUCCAGCUACGUACGUGACAUGCAGACAUCAGAUUGAUAUCCAUCUUUUUAUGAACUAUUUUUCAGUAUCACAGUGGCUUCAUGUGGAGGAGUGAUUUUCAACCUGAGCUUGGUCCCAGGACACCUGGGGGGUUUCUGACUUCAUCAUUAACAUCAAUAUCUCUUUUGUGAUGUAUUCUUUAUGUCAUGCGAUGUUUUGAGAAUCGGCUCAUUUUCAGUUCCUAGCUGUGGGUUCUGCCUGGGUCUGGGUCUGGGUCCGGGUCCAAGCACACUUAUGGUAUAGUUGAAUAAAAUAAGACUCGCUGUGAUCUGGGCCUCUCAACACUCAAUCAUGACUUGAACUUUAACUCGAUGGGGAGAUUUUCUGGUGGGAAGUGUUGUUGACGUGAUCCUGCUGAUCAAAGAGGUUAUUUUGGUUAAGUGAAGCCUAUUUGUGUAAAUCACAGGUGAUGUGCGUGAUGGCAGCCUUGUGUCUUUGCUGGAACCUCUGGUUCACUACAUUUCACUAAAUACGCUCAGAGAGGGAGACACACUGAUAACACUUAGAUUAUAGAUGUUCAAAUCAGACUUUGUCACACACACACACACACUGACACUGUACAGAUCAUAUGCUAUUAAAUCACUAACGCAACAGAAAAAAAGAACAAUUUUUGAAUAAUAAUAAAAGGUUGCAGACUUAAGAUUUUUACCUGUUCCACUUCGUCCUGGCUGCAGCCCGCUGCCUCCCUGAUCUAUGUCUUAGUAAUGUUGAAGCAAUGAAUCUUUCCUGGAAGGUAUUCAUGGUGCUGCCCUCAUUUGUUCACAUGAAAAGUGACAGAAGUGUGGCCACACUCAUGCUUCGUCCACACUACUACGUUUGAGUUUUAAAACUUGUCUCUUUUCCUACAUUUACUCCGGAGUUUUCCAUCUCCUAAAACAGAGACUUUCAGAAACUCUGUCGGCCCCAUUUUAUUUUGAAAACUCUGGGGUUGUGUUUUAUUUUGAAAAUUCUGAGUUUGUGUUGUAUCUGCACGGACAGAAACUGAGACCUUUGGAAACGGUGACGUCACACCCACAGUCUCUCCUGAUUGGCUCUCAUCAGCCUGGACUAGCUGUGGUGAAUACUGAAUACUGUGGUGAAUGAUAAUGAAUUACAUUGUUACUGACCGUGUUGUCUUUGCUAGCAGCUGCUGUUCACUUAACAUUCUCUAUUUUAAUGCUACAACUGUCUUCUGAGCAGCUACAUCUUCACGGCAGAUUGGAGGCUACAGUGAGUCGCUAUCAGAAAGUGACCAGAUGGGCCUGGGCUAGCUGGUUAGCAUGCUAACUUCAGUAGAAGAAAAGAUGUGAUAGAGACGAGUUAACAUUGGUGUUUGUAUCCACCUCUGGGGACAGCUGUUGAAAGGAAUAGAAAGGAAUGAAGUUUGAUGCUGAACUCACAACAUUUCUUCCAGACUGGUAAGUAAACAGCUGCUAAUGCUAACAUUAGCUUUGUAGCAGUAGCAAAACUUACAUACAGCUACUUCUGUCACAAGCCAGUGCAGUACCAUGAAUGUCUUUGAGGGGAGGAAGUGCAACGUUAUCCCCGUUUCUGUUCGUCUUGCCUGCCCUUACAGGAUUUUCUUACACACUUAUGAAAUCUCUCCAACCUUUUUCGCCUUCUCAUGGUCGAUGUGUCUGUCAGUGUUGCGAAGCUGUGAAGUUCAUAUAAGAGCCUCGCAAAUCAUCAAAUCAUCAAAAAAAGUUGAAAAUACUUGGGUUGCCCUUGUUUGUGUGAAACCCAUAGGUUCCUAAGGAUGAUCAUCUUUAAAAAAAUAUAUAUAUAUAUAUAGACUGAAAAAAGGCUCAGUAGUUUCUUGCUUACUGUAGUUUUUGACAAACGUUCGGCUCAGAAGUACAAUGCACUCACUGAGCACUUUACUAGGGACACCUGUACACCUGCGUAUUAUUAGAAUUAUCCAGUCACAUGGCAGCAGUUUAAUGUAUAACCUCCUGCAGAUCCAGGUGAGGAGCUGCAGUUAAUGAGGAGAAACAUGAUCUCAGUGACUUUGACAGUGACAUGAUUGUUGGUCUGAGUGUUUCUCAAACUGCUGAUCUCCUGGAUUUUCACACUCAGUCUCUAGAGUUUUUACUCGGAGUGGAGCAACAACAAAAGCAUCCAGUGAGCAGCAGCUCUGUGUCGAUGUGAGAGGUCAGAGGAGAAUGGACAGACUGGUUGGAGCUGACCGAAAGACUACGGUCACUCAGAUAACCACUCUUUACAACUCUGCUGAGCAGAACGCUUCAGAGUGACAAACACAUCCAACCAACAACAGCUUGAGUGCUAGCACUACACACAACUAUCACACAGUGGUUGUGGGAUUUAAAAAAAAAACCUAAAAUCAAUCCAAGUACAGUAACAGCAGUGUAUUCAACUGUAACUUUAAAAAUAAAAAGUGAGUCUUCAAAGAUUGGGCAAACACUUUUGGUCGUGUUGGUGUUCAUAAAGCUCAAUAUACAUGUUAGCAGGGUCAUAAUGGAGUACGAGCCAAAUGUCACUGUCCAAUCUCACAACAAAAUUGUUUCAUAAAUUAAUGAAAGGCAACAGUAAAGAAACGUCUAUAUUCAGGUCAUUGCACUGGAAAUUCAUCAGCUCCUCAUCUGAGACGACUAAUGCUUUUUUUUAAUGUCAGCAAAAACUUGUCAGGUGCCACACUGGCUGCUUAGCUCUGUGCAACAUGAAUGAACACAUGAAUACAUGGUUAUAGACUAAAGUGUGAUGAAAGCCUCCAGCUGUUCCUUUAAAAAAAAAAAAAAAAAAAAAAAGCUCUGACCUGUACUAAAUGCAUCCAUGUUUGUCAUCACUGCUAAACGCAAAGAUGUCCGUAUAGGAACAGUUUCUCUUGAACUUUGACUUGGUUGUGAAGUUGUGCCUAAAUGAGUUGGUGUAUAUACUCAAGGUGGGGGCUCAAGCAUUUGCUGUGACUUCGCUGUAAAGUUUCACACUGCUUGAAAAUAUUUAGUGCUUCUCCAAACCGAGCAAUAAAGCAUGCUGUAACAGUAGCUGUGGUACAUCAGGGAUCGGACAUGCUCUGGUGUGUAUUUAUCAGUCAUGCCUGUGUUAGAAACAUGACUCGUCGGGUUCUGUGUUGCUUAAUUCCCGUAUGUACUUCUGCAAUAACUCCUGUGUGAAUCCUGAUUGUGUGAAUAAACAAUCCCAUGAUGAAUAAAGAUCA
Messenger RNA from Seriola aureovittata, 6081 nucleotides. RefSeq names its product chromosome 16 C6orf136 homolog (gene c16h6orf136). The transcript is spliced from 7 exons. Bases 382 to 1656 code for a protein of 424 amino acids. NCBI's taxonomy places the organism in Eukaryota, Metazoa, Chordata, Actinopteri, Carangiformes, Carangidae. The record is from RefSeq and is a predicted model, not a curated record.